Messenger RNA from Hippocampus zosterae (dwarf seahorse), 796 nucleotides. RefSeq names its product signal recognition particle 9 (gene srp9). Gene Ontology annotation, biological process: SRP-dependent cotranslational protein targeting to membrane; negative regulation of translational elongation. Gene Ontology annotation, cellular component: signal recognition particle, endoplasmic reticulum targeting. Gene Ontology annotation, molecular function: 7S RNA binding. The record is from RefSeq and is a predicted model, not a curated record. The transcript is spliced from 3 exons. NCBI's taxonomy places the organism in Eukaryota, Metazoa, Chordata, Actinopteri, Syngnathiformes, Syngnathidae. Bases 115 to 375 code for a protein of 86 amino acids.
GCUUCUUCCGGUUAGUGCUGUUCCUGCUGAUGUGGUGUCCUGAAGUUAGCGUGGUUGUCUCUCUGGCUCAUCCGAGUUCUUGAAGAAAAUACACUUUUCACCUCGUCAAACAUAAUGCCUUACUUUCAGACCUGGGAGGAGUUUGCUCGUGCAGCCGAAAAAUUGUAUCUGACGGACCCCAUGAAGGCCAGAGUGGUAAUCAAGUACAGGCACUGCGACGGCAAAAUUUGUAUUAAAGUGACUGACGAUUCCGUGUGUUUACAGUACAAGACGGACCAGGCUCAGGACGUGAAGAAGAUCGAGAAACUGCACGGGAAACUGAUGAGACUGAUGGUGUCCAAAGAGACGCACAGCGGCGCUAUGGAAACAGACUAACGUAGUCGAGAAGGAAUACUGCCUGGACCAAGUUCACUACUGUUGUUGUUGGGAACACGGAACGCCAGCUGAGUGGAAUUGAUGGGAGAGUCUGAUGGAGAAGAGCAGUAGCGGAGAUUUAAUUUGAGCUGGACCAGCUCAUGCAGCGCAGUCAGAGAUCUGAUUUCUAUGUGCUUUCUGCACAUUUAGUUACGAUUUUUUUUUAAACAAUGCGCUAUCCAGUUUCUCUGCAGAAGGCGUUCGAUUGCAUUUCUGAUUGUGUGCGAAUGUGUAAACGGGGAAAAUGAGAGGUUUGGGCGUAGUGGGUGAAAUGGACAGCGUGCCGCUCAUUGAGCAGCUUUGGGCACCUGAGCUUUUGGAUAUUUUCAAGUGGGAUGAUCAAUACAAGCCUAAUUUUGAGUAAAUCAGGUUGUUAAUAUUA